This is a messenger RNA of Plectropomus leopardus (leopard coralgrouper), 2256 nucleotides long. RefSeq names its product voltage-gated potassium channel regulatory subunit KCNF1-like. Gene Ontology annotation, molecular function: voltage-gated potassium channel activity. NCBI's taxonomy places the organism in Eukaryota, Metazoa, Chordata, Actinopteri, Perciformes, Serranidae. Gene Ontology annotation, biological process: action potential; potassium ion transmembrane transport; protein homooligomerization. The record is from RefSeq and is a predicted model, not a curated record. Gene Ontology annotation, cellular component: membrane; voltage-gated potassium channel complex.
UGUGUUGAAGGGAGAAGACUUAGCACUGCAGUCAUCUCUGAGCAAAAAUAUUAUUUUUUUCAACUAAAACGCAGAGAUUAGAAAAAAAUAGGAGGUUUUACGCACAGCGCCAGGUCUUCUGGUGACUUGUGUUUACUUUGUUGUGUGAAAAUCUCGAGUCGUCGUGGUGUUUUGCGGCGGACUUGUUGUCGGCAUUAUGUGGGGGAUCCAGAGGACGCGGUAUGCAGACUGCAACGGCUCUGAAGCGAGCGAGGAGACGGAGAUUGUGGUUAACAUCGGCGGCGUGAAACAGGUGUUGUUCGGCGACGUGUUGAAUCGCUACCCGGACACCCGGCUGGCAGAGCUGGUGGACUGUUCACUGAAGUCUGCUGAAGAAAUAUCCACACUGUGUGACGACUACGACCCUGACACGGGAGAAUUUUAUUUUGACAGAGACCCCGAAGCAUUUAAGUGUAUCAUUGAGCUGUAUUUUUAUGGAGAGAUUCACAUGAAACGAGGCAUUUGUCCUAUUUGUUUUAUGAAGGAGAUGGAGUUCUGGAAGAUUGACUCUGAUUAUCUGGACGAGUGCUGCAAGUGCCACCUGAAGGAGGUCGAGGAUGAACUUGCAGAGAUCGCAGAGAAAGUGAGAACUAUCCUGGUGGACCGAGAGGGAGAUCCGUCUGCAGCCGGCUGGCAGCGCUUCCAGAUGUGCCUCUGGAGGCUGAUGGAGAAACCAGAGUCCUCGCUGCCUGCGCACAUCAUCGCUAUAGUUUCUUUCAUCUUCAUCCUCGUCUCCUCCGUGGUGAUGUGCGUGGGGACCAUCCCCGACCUGCAGGUGGAAGACGCGGAGGGUAACCUCACGGAGAACCCAACUCUGGAGGUCAUCGAGACCGUGUGCAUCGGCUGGUUCACUAUUGAAUACAUCCUGCGUCUGAUCUCCUCCCCAAAUAAAAUCAAAUUCGCCCUGGCGUUCAUGAACAUCAUCGACUUCAUGGCGAUCAUGCCCUUCUUCGUGGUGCUCAUUCUGACCUCCUUCGGCACAGGAGUGAUGGAGCUGGCUAACGUGCAGCAGGCGGUGCAGGCUUUACGCAUUAUGCGCAUUGCGCGCAUUUUCAAGCUGGCACGACAUUCCUCUGGACUCCAGACCCUCACAUCUGCCCUGAAGAGCAGCUUCAAAGAGCUCGGUCUGCUCCUCAUGUACAUGGGCGUGGGGGUCUUCCUUUUUUCCGCACUUGGCUACACCAUGGAGCAAAACCACCCGGAGACAUUGUUCACCAGCAUCCCGCAGUCCUUCUGGUGGGCUGUGAUCACCAUGACCACGGUGGGCUAUGGAGACGUCUACCCCAAGACCACUUUGGGUCGGUGUAACGCGGCCAUCAGCUUCCUGUGCGGGGUGAUCGCAAUAGCGCUGCCUAUACAUCCCAUCAUCAACAAUUUCGUCUUGUUCUACAACAAGCAACAGGUGCUGGAGACUGCUGCCAAGCAUGAGAUUGAGCUGAUGGCACUGCGCUCCGGAGACGCCGAGCUGGAGGCCGCGCCCGGCGCGCAUAAACAUGUUUGCGGCGCAGGGGUCUGGGACAACGCCAUGCGCUCCUGUCACAGCGACACAUACAUCCCCUUACUGAAGGACCCCAGAGGAGCAGCGGGGAUCCAGACCCCCAGCAUGGACACGAGCUUCGAGAGCACAGCUGAGGCCACUGAAUAUUUCAUCUCAUAAACAAUGAAGUCUGAAAAAAAAACACUCUGCAAAACAAGACAUCAAAUUCAUUGCUCAUUUUUGACUUAUUCAAACUUAACCCGCACAAUUCAGGGUUAAAGAUACCACGAUGACCGGAGACAUGAUUGUGUAUAGCCUUGUAGAAAUAACUGGUCUCCAAGGACCGGUAACGCAUUUGAGGAAUCGCGCCUAUUAAAGGGACAUAUGUGUGAGAUAUUGACUUGAUGAGCUGUGCCUUUGCGCAGUGACUCCCUGUAGGGUUUUCCAUUUGAACACCAAUUCCCCCAUGUAGGCUCCUUAUAUAACACCCCCCAUCCCCAACCCUCACACUCAUACUGUAGACUGCACUGUAGCUUACUCCUCUGUACAGAUAUACAUCACAAUGAAUGUUUAAAAAAAAAAAAGAUUGGCAGCUCCUCCAGGAGGAAAGAGAAAUGUUGUCAGGUUCAUGGUGGUUGUACAGCAGAGAUAAUUAACUUAGGGCCCACAGGCUCAAUCUGGCCCCCAAUAGGGUGUCGGGUGGCCCUGCAACCAUUUUCUAAUACACAAUAAAAAUAAAG